AUUACGUAUAGCCGCUAUCGUGCGACGAGUCGGGGCUGGGUCUGAAGAUGGCGGACGAAGAGGCCGAGAAGGAUAAUGGUUCUGAAAACGUUACCAAUAAAACGAUUUGGGAACUCCAAAAACGUUUGCAGGAACUACAUGAAGUCGCAGUGACAGACGACAGUGAUUCUCGGGUUCACUCUUCUUCUGAAUAUUGUCAGGAGUUUUGUAGGACACUUGUGGAUUAUGCAGGUCGUUGGAAGAUAGAGGAUGAGCCUUUACCGCUUGUGGAAGUGUACAUUGUGGCCUUGCUGAGUUACGCGAAGGCUGCUCCAUAUCUGUCUCGACAAUGUGAAAAUGUUUCCGUUGUGAUUGACAGGUUGUCGCUGAGUUUUAUGGAACUUCUGCUGUCGUUGAAGGACAUUCCUGAUGAUUUGUGGGGAAGGUUCAAGUCAUCCUUGCAGUUUGUUCACAGUACCCUACAGGAGAAUGGACUCAACCAGCUGUCUCCAAUAGCUACUUUGGUUCAGUACGAUGGAGUUUGGAACAACAGCAUCCUGCAAAGUCUUCUUUCCAAUGAAAAUACACAAAUGCAACUUGUCGAAGAGUUCCUGGAGCAGGAGGGCGUGACGCUGUCAAGGAUGAGAGUCAAGCAACUCAUGAAGGAGAAGCAACUGGAAAAGGCUGCACUGCUGGCCAGGGCCUGCUCUGAGUGCGCCGCCUUUGAAGGGAAGGGACCUUUCAAGCAAAUGUAUCUUGUGUGCCUGUGCACUACUUUGUCACAGGACAAACUCAUUGAAGAGAUUUCGAAGGAGGACUGUCACGAUGCCUUGGAAAUGAUUUGCAAUCUGGACUCGGAGGGUGACGAGAUGGCAGCCUUCAGCUUAUGUUCAGCUUUCCUGAGCCGACAACUUCUUCAAGGCGAUAUGUACUGUGCUUGGGAGCUGACUUUGAUUUGGAGCAAGCUGUUGAAGCGGUUGGAGCCAACGGAGCAGAGUUUCCUUGACAGAUGCCGCCAGAUGUCCUUACUUUCAAAAUCUGUGUACCACAUCCUGUUCUUCAUCAAAGUCGUCCAGUCAGAGCUUGACGGGAUUGGACUGCCAGCGUGUGUUGAGAUGUGCAUACGGGCUCUGCUGAUGGAAUCGGAUGAUUCGCAGACCAAGGCGACCAUGUGUAAAACCAUUUCUUGUUUGCUCCCUUCUGAUCUGGAAGUCAAGCGAGCUUGUCAGCUGACCGAGUUCCUCCUGGAGCCCACAGUGGAUUCAUACUACGCCGUGGAGACGAUUUACAAUGAACCCGAUCAAAAAUUAGAAGAGGAGAAUAGGCCCAUUCCCAACUCUUUACGUUGUGAGCUUCUUUUGGCUUUUAAAAACCUGUGGCCUUUUGAUCCAGAGUUUUGGGACUGGAAGACGCUCAAACGCUACUGUCUGGGAUUAAUGGGUGAAGAGGCUUCAAUCGUGUCGUCCAUUGACCACCUGAAUGACAAUGAGAGCCCAGAAGAAGAGGAAGAAGAAGAAGAAGAAGAAGACCUCUUCAGUACAGAAGGGUUGAAUACGACUGAGCAUCUAACUAGUGGCACUUAUGACUUAAAGGAUGUUUCGGACAAAAGAGAGAAGAACAGAGAGAUGAAGAAACUCCGAGAAAAAGGAUUCAUAUCGGCUAGGUUCAGAAACUGGCAGGCAUACAUGCAGUACUGUGUGCUGUGUGACAAAGAGUUUCUGGGCCACAGGAUUGUCCGCCACGCGCAGACUCAUGUGAUUAACGGCGUUUACACCUGCCCCAUAUGUGCUUUGUCAUUUACCUCAAAGGAUACCUUACUUCCACAUGUUACGUUGCACGUCAAACAAUCCAGCAAGGAAAGGCUGUCAGUAAUGAAAACAAAAAAGAAUCUGGCCAAUCUGGUUAAUGUUCCUGAUGCUCAGAGCAGGACUGAAAAUGAAGUGAGAAAAACGAAUAAUAAUUUCUUAGGGUCAAACGGAGGUCUGUGUCGGGAAGUUAAGGUCAGGCUGGAAAGGUGCAGCACGAAGUUGAUCGAGGAAAACAUUUGUCCUGUUGGAAAUUGCAGAAGAAGCUUUAAGUUUUUCAGGAAUCUACUUGCACACGUUAAAACCCACGGAGAUGAUAGGGAAGCGAAGUCUUUUCUCGAAAUGCAAAGGAAAAAGGUUGUUUGUCAGUAUUGCUGUCGGUAUUUUCUCAGUGUCAACCAUCUGAAUGAUCAUUUACAGGUGCACUGUGGUGCAAGACCUUAUAUUUGUAUACAGUUGAACUGCAAUGCUAGUUUCUUGUCCAAUACUGAGCUCCUUGCACACAGAAAAAUACAUUCUGAGUUUAAGGCUAAGUGCAUGUUUCCUGACUGUGGCAAAAUCUUUAGUGAGGCUUUCAAACUAUACGAUCACGAAUCACAUCAUUAUAAAACAUUCACCUGUAACGUCGCGGAUUGCGGACAAGUAUUUAAUUCCCAGCAGCAAAUGGAUGUACACCAAUCACAGCACAAAGAAACAGCGGAAAUUCAAACUCCUGAACAUUCGUCAUCGAAAGUGCCGUCUGAAUCGUCUGAACGUGUACUCGAGCAGCUGGAUGGAUAUAAUGAGCAGGAACGUGGCAUAAAAGUGGAAUAUGCGUCUUCUGAAGUGACAUCGCAAAAUGACGCUAGUACACUCGUUAAACAUGCACAACAGCAACUCGACGUGCGCCAAGACCAGCAAAAUGACGGCAAAAUGACGGAAAAAACACCACAGGAUUGUAUUAACCCAACGUUAAUUGAACAAAUACUUUUAAGUCAAAUGCAGGAAAAUUACGAUGACAAUUGGAAGACUGAACAUUUUCAAAAUCCAGAUAAUGAAACCUUGCCAAAUGCCUUUGAGAGUUUGUUAAAGCAAUCCCAGGAACCUGUGGACGGCAAAAUGCAUUACGCAGCAGGUGAUUCAAAUAAUUCCACUUUCGCAGACCGUCAUGCGCAAAACUUGAGUGCUUCUGUGAUCCAGGAGCCCAAUUCCCACGUGUACUGUGGGGAAAGUUCUUUUGUUGACUUUUCAACACAUCAACAAAGUCACUCCAUAGCUGCGUUUGAACAAAACGUCUCACAAGGCCAACCACAAUUAUUCCAAAGUAAUGCGAGUGCUGGAUUGAUAAAUUACUGCCCCGACAGCAACUUCCUGUUGCAAGGAGCGAUUGGACCGCCAUGUAGAAACAAUGCGUCAACUGCAUCGCUGCACCAAAAAUGCCUCGAGUCAACAAUGCCUGGCCCACUUGCUUCUACUGUAACCCCUCAGCUACAUCCUGUUAGCAGGCCAGAGACUUCAAUGACAUCCCCAACAGUUGCGGUGCCCCUUUCGGGACAAAGGGAACGAUAUCACUGCGCGUCCCCAGUGUGCACUAAGCACUAUAGCACCUAUAAGAGUGUAACCAAACACAUGAGAACUACCCACCCCGAUUUCUACGAGCAGUGGAAAUUGAAUCCUUCUAAAAUAAGAAUAAGUUGCACUUCAGCGCCCUGUCCAUCUGACAGACGCCUCAAUUCAGCUACCUCACUUCAGUAUCCGCAGGACAGCAGUGUACCGCUUCAUGAAGCUCAAAGGCAGAAUGUCAUACAAUCCCCUUAUAACAACAUGAGCAAGAACUCAAAUCAUGCCAGUGGGUAUUUGCAGUCGUCAUCUGUUCAAAACCAGAGUACUUCACUCUUAAUGGAAGAUGUGAUAAAUCCCAUUGUUCUGGCUCAGCUUGGAAGUGGUUCAAAUAUCAGUACUCAUUCUCAAGUUCCGUGCAGUCGAAAUUUGCAUGCAGUUCACCAAAACAAACAAACAGAUAACAGUGGCUAUUACCAAGUCAGUUCUUCUCAGCAGACAAAUGAUGGUUCUGUUAGUGCGGUUCUUCCGGUCAAUUACUCAAGUGUAAUGACAGCGUCACUGCUUAGCAGACCACCUGAGUCCUUGGGCCCACCCCAAAUGGAAAAUAGUCUGGCGUUCCCUUUGUGCGUGGAUGGUGAAAAGGAGACAUCCCAAAAACUGCAAAAAACGUUUUCCACAUUAACAUCACAGAUGGGAAGUGAAUUAGUUGCAGGUUCCGUAGUACCAGAAAAGUCCUCUCCUCACUUUUCAGACCAUGCAGGCCAAGUAAUCAACUCAAACCGAGCUUUAAAUGGAUUAGUAGUUAAUGACGCUCCUUUUGGACCACGGCCACAAGCCAAAAGAAGCUCAAAAUCCAAAUGGCCAGCUAUAAUUAAGGAUGGCAAAUUUGUUUGUCGUAGGUGUUUUAGAGAGUUCAAUAGUUCUAAAUCCCUUGGAGGCCACUUGUCCAAGCGUCUGACCUGUAAACCCAAUAAUGAGCAUAAUUUCAUCACAGCUCAGACUGCAUCAGGUUUUGGCCCUCAUUCAAAGCAAACGAUUUUGAGUCCUGGCCUUUUGGGUCAAGAAAGCCUGCUUAAGACGGUAAAAACUGAACCCAGUUACCUACAAAAUAAGUCGAAUGGAACCAUUUUUAAACAAACGGCAUCAGAACUCUUUUUGCAAACACCUAAUCCCAGGUCUUUGUUUCCGAACACUUGUGUCCCCUUUGCCGCAAAUGAGCGUCUGCCCAGUAGCUCGGUUAUACAGCAUACAGAAUCUGUCCAGCUGGAUAGGAAUGGAGGGGUACAAGACAACUCGUAUAAUGCAGCACAUUAUUCCGAGUCAAACAUUGAUACAUACACUGGAUGCGAUUUCCCUGAACCAUCUCUGUCUCUAAUCCCAAUGGAAAAGUCUUCCUCUGCGGUUCUUGGCAAUAUUUUUACAAGCCAUUUUAAUCCUGGAACAGUUCACAGUAGAGGUUUCUCUGCAAUGCCGACCCGUACACCUGAUUUAAACCCAGAAAAUCAGCCUCUGUUACCAGUUGGUCGUCUCAGUCCAGUGUCUGUAAAUGAGAAGCAGGCUAAGAUCCAAAGAAUUACUUCUGACCAAGACGUCAAAAAAAGGCUGAGGGAGCAAAUUCUGUCCGGGGACUUUCAACGUAGAAACAAUUCGUGUGAUCAGAGCAACGCAGAUCCCAUCAUUAAUUUCAGUGAACCUGUUUCUUUUGGUCAAAUGUGCACUACUCCCGUUGCUUCUAAAUAUGGUCAAAUGACUUCAGAUGCAAAAAAGGAACUCGCAAGACAUGGACAAGAUAUGCAAGGAAGUCCUAAUGAAAUUCAGCAACAGAAUGCAGUUAGCUUUGAGGGUUUCCGGGAGCCAUCCGCCCCAGAGAGGGAUGAACAUGGACCUUCAACAAGUGCUUUAAUUGAUCUUGACUGUGAGCCCACUCCUCUGUCUGCCAUACAGCAACUGUGGAUGGCAGAAAUUCAGGGUGCAUUUCAAAAGUUAAAUUUGCUCCAGGAAAUAUCUGAAGAUGUGGCACCAAAGAAUACCACAAUAACCAGCCAGUCAGUACUUGACAAGGUUAGUUCGCCUACCGUCAUGCCAUUUAGGUGUGAAAACGUUACCUGCCCCUUUAGCUCGUUUUCAAGUGAGUCACUUUGGAGACAUCUGUCCAAGUCUCACAGCUACACACACGAAAUGGUAAAUGUGGUUAAGAAAAGAUACGGACUCUACGCUCCCUACAAAUGCCAGCAUUGCGUUAAAAAUUUCACCCGGAACUCCAAUCUUAGAGCUCACUACCAGUCCGCUCACAAAUUAACUUCUCAAGAAAUUGCAGAUCUGGACAUGAAACGCAGGCAAACCAAAGCAACUCCGCCUGCUCACAAUCCGAAGUGGCCCAUUAAUACCGACCAAGCACCAGUGGAUUGCAAUCCAGCGCUGGCAGCAACUGGUUUACAACAGGAUGCAGUGUUACAUAACAGCUGUUCUCAGUCACUGUUGCCAAAUGCUAACACGGCUGCAACUACAGAAGCAAAUGGAGGUGACAAUUGUUGCACGGUUUCGAACCCCUUACAAACAUCUCCAAUGAACAAGCAACACCCAAUUAUGCUAGCGCAAACUCCGACAUCUAGGCAACCUCCAGGGUCUGAUGACGUCAAUGCCGUAAAUAUAGGGACGAGCCUAGAGGCUAAGCCUAGCACAGACGCUCCCAAGAAAACGAAAGAGAGGAAGACCAACGCAGCUCCUCUUAGUCCAUACAGACCCUACCGCUGCGUUCAUCAAGGCUGUGUGGCAGCUUUCGCUGUCCAGCAUAACCUGAUACUCCAUUACAGGGCUGUUCAUCAAGCUGCUCUGUCAUCACUGGAAGUAAACAAAGAGAAGAACCAGUGUGAGGAACUGGAUGACGCACCUAAGCACGAGGAGGAGCCGGAGGUGGACACGGCUGAAAUGACCGAGUUCAGGUGCCAAGUUAAAGACUGCUCCGGAGUUUUCCAAGAGGUUCAGCAACUUUUGAAACAUUAUCUUCAUCUCCAUGAAUUCACCCUUGAUAAGGGAGGCAGACUCUUGUCAAGCACCAAACUUGGCAAGUUUACCUGCGGCCACCAGGGAUGCACCGCAUCUUUCAUAGGGUCCUGGACGUACAUCACGCACAUCAAAGAACAGCAUAUCGAUUUAAACUUGGUCAGAUCUGAACAGUUGAGCUGCUUAUUCAAAUGUGAAAUUGAGGGCUGCGAUCGUUCCUAUGCAACAAAGUCAAACCUCCUGAGACAUGCCAUGAAAAUACACAAGGAGCUGUAUGAACCUGAAGUCAAAAAUAAACAAAGCCCGAAAGGUUUACAUUACCAAAUAACAAAGAUCAGUAACGGGAAAGAAAAUAUUGAGAGCAAUAAAAAGAUUCUUGAAAGUGAAAAACUCGCAAAGAGGGCAAGCCAUUCGAAGCGCAAUCACUGGACGCAGUAUGGAAAGCCCUCGUUGAAAACUAAAGGAGAAGCGAUUGCAAUGUGCACCAAGACGUUUCAUCUACAGUAUCCCUGUAUGAUCAAAGGAUGCGAAUCUGUCAUGAAGUCGGAGAGGAGCAUAAUGAAACAUUACAUGGGGCACGGACUAUCUGAAAAGUACUUGGAACUUCAACGAAGCCACUUCAUAUUCUGCAAAAAGUUUCCAAGGCAAAAGGCACAGUCGAUCAGGUAUGAGGAUUCCAAAUCAGAAAAUGCAUCGGACAUUUCAAACAACGAGGAGUCAGGAGACUCUGGCAUGGAAGCCGGGGAAUAUAGGCGUUCCAAGACUGUCCUGCGGAAAAGGGCUUCCAGAGACAUCCCUGCAACGUUGUUUGAUAGCAAACUGUGCGUUGAUGAAAGCUCCGACGGCUCCGUUGUGAUAAAACGCAAACGGGGACGUCCCCGGAAACACAAGAAAAUUCCCCACUCGCCUAAGAUCGACCUGGCGUACAACGGGUCUGACUUCUGCCACUCUACCCUGUUUGCGGAAGAGAAGGCCGAGCAAAGUGCUCCGAUGGCCUCCUUCAAACCCAUGGGAUUUGAAAUGUCUUUCUUACAAUUUCUGGAACAGUCAAGUCAAUCGGAAAAGGCGAGCACAAAGAAGGCGGAUCUGUCCGCGACGAGUACGCAAUCCAGUCUCAAAGCAAAAGACGUUACCGUAAGAUUCAGGAACCAUCAGAAUUUGAAAUCCCUCAGUCAGGUUAAAAUAAAUAUAGAUGCUGCGUUUUCAAGUGUUUCCGACUUGAUGUUGAAACAACUGCAGGGCAUGCAUCCCACUGUGGUGUUGGGAAGAAAUUCUAGAAAUCCCUUUGUUCUAAUAUAAGUUAAAUUUAGAGACAUUUUAUGAAUUACAUGCUGCACAUUGGUGCCCUACGUAUGACAUAUUUCGAAAUGAUUCUACAACACCUGUACCACUGUUUUUUUUGUUUUUGUUUUUUUUUUUUUUUUUUUUUUAUUUAUAUAUAUAU
Messenger RNA from Cynoglossus semilaevis (tongue sole), 7773 nucleotides. It is a transcript of the gene znf292b, whose product is annotated as zinc finger protein 292b. Gene Ontology annotation, molecular function: DNA-binding transcription factor activity, RNA polymerase II-specific; DNA binding. The transcript is spliced from 8 exons. Gene Ontology annotation, biological process: regulation of transcription by RNA polymerase II. The record is from RefSeq and is a predicted model, not a curated record. NCBI's taxonomy places the organism in Eukaryota, Metazoa, Chordata, Actinopteri, Pleuronectiformes, Cynoglossidae. Gene Ontology annotation, cellular component: nucleus. The coding region runs from base 48 to 7628 and encodes 2526 amino acids.